AUGGAGAAGCCGAAGCAGGAGGAGGGUGGGAAGAAAGGUCCGAUCUCGACGAGCCCAAGAUCCGAUGGAAAAGAGGAGGGAGAUGGGAAUUGGGGGAAUUUGGUGAUGGAGUCAGAGCGUCAGGUUCCGAGGCAGAACGAACAAGGUGCGAUUUCAACGCCGUGUUCGGGGUCCAAGAAAUCGGUGCAUUGGAGCAACGAUUUGGUGACCCAAUCUCCUUCUGUUGCUUGCAAUGCUUACGGGUCGAAUCCGCAUGCUUCUUCGCCUCCUUCCUCUUCAACUUCCAUCAAGGAGACGGUGGAUUCUUUAUGGACCGUGCUUGGGAGAUGGGGAAAGCAAGUCGGGGAAGCUACCAAAAAGGCCGAGGAUCUGGCUGGCAACACGUGGCAACAUUUGAAAACAAGUCCAAGUUUUGCGGACGCAGCACUGGGAAGAAUUGCACAAGUGACCAAAGUAUUGGCAGAAGGUGGGUACGACAACAUUUUCCAACAAACCUUCGAUACAACACCCGAGGAAAAACUCCAAAGCUCGUUUUCAUGUUACUUGUCAACCUCUGUCGGUCCUGUUAUGGGCGUAUUAUACGUAUCUACGGCCAAGCUUGCAUACUGUAGCAACAAUCCCCUUUCAUACAAGUCCGACGGCAAAACCGAAUGGAGCUAUUACAAGGUAAUCAUCCCAUUACAGCAGCUAAAGGCAGUGAAUCCUUCCUCAAGCGGAAUGAAUCCUGCUGAAAAGUACAUACAGAUAAUCUCUGGUGACAACCAUGAAUUUUGGUUCAUGGGGUUCUUGAACUACAAUGGUGCUGUGGAAUGCCUGCAGGAGAUACCUGAGUUGCGAGCUAUACAGCCGGUGUAAUUGAGU
Molecule: messenger RNA, 861 nt
Organism: Cucurbita maxima (winter squash)
Lineage: Eukaryota; Viridiplantae; Streptophyta; Magnoliopsida; Cucurbitales; Cucurbitaceae
Product: GLABRA2 expression modulator-like
Exons: 4
Coding region: 1-855 (284 amino acids)
Source: RefSeq, a predicted model, not a curated record